Messenger RNA from Chaetura pelagica (chimney swift), 962 nucleotides. It is a transcript of the gene ABHD17A, whose product is annotated as abhydrolase domain containing 17A. Gene Ontology annotation, cellular component: plasma membrane; endosome membrane. The coding region runs from base 57 to 962 and encodes 301 amino acids. NCBI's taxonomy places the organism in Eukaryota, Metazoa, Chordata, Aves, Apodiformes, Apodidae. The transcript is spliced from 4 exons. The record is from RefSeq and is a predicted model, not a curated record. Gene Ontology annotation, molecular function: palmitoyl-(protein) hydrolase activity. Gene Ontology annotation, biological process: protein depalmitoylation.
CCCUGGCUCCGGGCAAGGCUGCUGUUGCUGCUGCUGCUUCCCUCCUGCUUGUCGUCAUGAACGGGCUGUCGAUCAGUCAGCUCUGCUGCCUCUUCUGCUGCCCGCCCUGCCCCAGCCGCAUCGCUGCCAAGCUGGCCUUCCUGCCCCCCGAGCCCACCUACGCCGUGGUGCCCGAGCCCGAGGGCAGCACCAGCACCAGUUCCCUGCGCGGCGCCGCCGGGCGCUGGAAGCUGCACUUGAAGGACCGGGCGGAUUUUCAGUAUUCCCAGCGGGAACUGGACAACAUUGAGGUGUUUGUCACCAAGAGCAGCCGAGGGAACCGCGUCGGUUGCAUGUACGUCCGGUGUGUGCCCGGAGCCAGGUACACGGUGCUCUUCUCUCAUGGCAACGCCGUGGACCUGGGGCAGAUGAGCAGCUUCUACAUCGGGCUGGGCACCCGAAUCAACUGCAACAUCUUCUCCUACGACUACUCGGGCUACGGGGUGAGCACGGGGAAGCCCUCGGAGAGGAACCUCUACUCUGACAUCGACGCGGCCUGGCAGGCGCUGCGGACGCGGUAUGGGAUCAGCCCAGAGAACAUCAUUCUGUACGGGCAGAGCAUCGGGACAGUGCCCACGGUGGACCUGGCGUCGCGCUACGAGUGCGCGGCCAUCGUGCUGCACUCCCCCCUCACCUCUGGCAUGAGGGUCGCCUUCCCCGACACCAAGAAGACCUACUGGUUUGAUGCCUUCCCCAACAUUGAGAAGAUCUCCAAGAUCACCUCUCCUGUCCUGAUCAUCCAUGGCACGGAGGACGAGGUCAUUGACUUCUCCCACGGGCUGGCCCUGUUCGAGCGCUGCCCGCGGGCGGUGGAGCCGCUCUGGGCGGACGGGGCCGGGAACAACGACAUUGAACUCUACAGCCAGUACCUCGAACGCCUUCGGAAAUUCAUCUCCCAGGAGCUGCCCAGCCAACGCACCUAG